Messenger RNA from Sphaeramia orbicularis (orbiculate cardinalfish), 3167 nucleotides. It is a transcript of the gene znf366, whose product is annotated as zinc finger protein 366. Gene Ontology annotation, biological process: regulation of transcription by RNA polymerase II; embryo development. NCBI's taxonomy places the organism in Eukaryota, Metazoa, Chordata, Actinopteri, Kurtiformes, Apogonidae. The coding region runs from base 152 to 2491 and encodes 779 amino acids. The transcript has 7 exons. Gene Ontology annotation, molecular function: RNA polymerase II transcription regulatory region sequence-specific DNA binding; DNA-binding transcription factor activity, RNA polymerase II-specific. The record is from RefSeq and is a predicted model, not a curated record. Gene Ontology annotation, cellular component: nucleus.
CAAAUGCUAUCCGUGGACGGGCGGCUCAUUGUCAGGAGAGUUGAACUGCGAGCAGGAGGGAGAGAAGGCAGGUACAGGUACUGGCAGCAGCCGCAGCAGCACUUGAGCCAACACAGAGCCACAGCAUCUGAGAAAACACACUGAACUGAGGAUGGAAACAGAUGCAGUCAAGUUCUCACCAGUGAGAAGUCCUCCUCCUCUCAGGGAUGAGCUGAGACAACCUUCUGAGCGCAGCUUCUACCUAAGCCCACCUCCUCCUUUCUAUAUCAAACCCCCGAAAUUCUCCCCUCCAGGAUACCCAGGUGUGUCACCCACCAGAGACACCUACAGCGUUUUCAGCCCACCUGCUUUCUUUCCUAUGCUUGGCCCCGGUUACGCCCAAAAGGAGGGAUCACAGAAACGAAAAAGAACUCCUUUUAAAGUCGACGCCCAAGACGGUGAAUCUCCCGACAGAGUGGAUGAAGACGAAAGCAGCAGUAAGAAGACCGUGGACCUGUCUCACUUCCAGUUUUCUCGCCCUGUGUCUUCUCGGUCUCCAAGGCCAGUCCCUGGUAUGAUUGAACUGAACAGACUGCAGCUCCAUCACAGAUCACCUGGUCUGAAUCUACCUGUGAGGGUCAAACAGGAACCUCUUAGUCCGUCCCCUGUCUGGCCCCCAUCCCCUCUCCUCCUACACCCUCCAUACUUCCCCCCUCUCCACCACAGCCUGUUACCUUACCCGUUCUUCAUGCCUGGGCCAGUCAUGCACCUCUCCCCAGGUGCUUUCUACCCCAGAGAAGAACACCGGCCUGCUCACAAAAGCCGUGACGGACCUCCUCGCGGUGGAACGACCAAUCCUGAGAAGCUAGGCCUCAAUGUCCACGUGGAUGAGAGCUACUACGUGGACGUGGGUGGAGACCAGAAACGCUGGAAGUGUCGUAUGUGUGAGAAGUCGUACACUUCCAAGUACAACCUGGUCACGCACAUUUUGGGGCAUAAUGGUAUUAAACCACACGGAUGCCACCUGUGUGGGAAACUGUUUAAGCAGCUGAGUCACCUGCACACACACCUGCUCACCCACCAGGGCAUGCGUCCACACAAAUGUCAGGUGUGCCAUAAAGCUUUCACCCAGACCAGCCACCUGAAGAGGCACAUGAUGCAGCACAGUGACGUCAAACCGUACAGCUGCAGUGUGUGUGGUCGGGGUUUCGCGUAUCCCAGUGAGCUUCGUGCCCAUGAACUAAAGCACGAAAAAGGCCAGGAGAACGUAUGCGUCGAGUGCGGUCUGGACUUCCCUACGCUGGCUCAGCUGAAGAGGCACCUGACCGUCCAUCGUGGCCCCACCCUUUACAGGUGUGCAGAAUGCCAGAAGACUUUCCAGUACCCGAGUCAACUUCAGAACCACAUGAUGAAACACAAAGACAUCAGACCGUACAUCUGCAGUGAAUGUGGGAUGGAGUUUAUCCAAUCACACCACCUGAAGCAGCACACGCUCACUCACAAGGGGGUGAAAGAGCACAAGUGUCGAAUCUGUGGUCGUGAGUUCACCCUGUUGGCCAACAUGAAACGACACGUCCUCAUCCACACCAACAUACGAGCCUACCAGUGUCACAUGUGCUUCAAGAGCUUUGUCCAGAAACAGACUCUCAAGGCUCAUAUGAUCGUCCACUCCGACAUCAAACCAUACAAAUGCAAGCUUUGCGGGAAGGAGUUCAACCGAAUGCAUAACCUUAUGGGCCACAUGCAUCUCCAUUCAGACAGCAAACCCUUCAAAUGCCUUUACUGUCCCAGCAAGUUCACCUUGAAGGGCAACCUCACCAGACACAUGAAAGUCAAACAUGGCGUCAUGGACAGAGGGCUGGAUGAAAGAUUGUUCAGGCAAAGGGGCCGAUUCUGCCUGUCCACUCCCAUGGGCCUCCUCACCCAUUUCAGCCAAGAAGAGCCGUUCGAUCUUUCCCAGAAGCCCACGGGCCUUCGUCUCUCCCAGUCUGAUGGCGAGAGCGUCCCCGGAAGCUCGUGUCAGGAAGAAGAUGAGGAGAGUCUUUACAGGAGGAGCCAGUACAGCCCUGAACCAGCAGGUGAGGACCAGUACAUCCAAGAGUUGGAGGAGAGGAGGCGGGGGUCUCCAGCUGAACCCCAAGAGAAACGGAAAAACCAUGACACGGAAAAGCAAGCGCACCCCCCGUAUGACCCAAGACGUCAGAUGGAGUCAACAGCCGAAACAUCUGACAUGACUUAUGAGUCCGACUUAGACUUAAAUGAGCAGGUAUACCAGCACGAGGCACCACGUCGACGAUCACAUGACUGCGACUCUGAUUCAGAGCCUGAAGAACAAAUUCAUCGACAGAAGAUAGAUAAAGCAAACAGAAACAAACAGUGGGCUGAUAGAUUGCCUGGGUCAGCUGAGAGGAACCGGAACACAGAGGAGAAAAGUGAAAUGGCAAAUCACCUUCACAAAUGUGAGUUUAUGGAAAUGACAGGUUCAGAGAAAGAGGAAGAAGACAAAGAAUGAGAGAGACAAGUGGAAGAAGGGUUUAUUUAAACAGAGAAAAAGAUGUAAAGAGAGAGGACAGGGGAAAGUUGGUGUGCAUCGAGUGAUGAAAAAGGAAAAUAAUGUUGGAGAAUGUGGAAUAUAGUAGCGUAACUGAAGACAGAUGUGUGUAUUAUGUUUGUUAAAGCAAAAAAUCAAACUGAAGUCACUGAAAUAAAAAGCUGUGAAGCAAACCGCAUGUACAUAUCAAACAUAGAUUAAUCACUGACAAAAUACUAUGAUUAUGACUGAGACUGCAAAUGAAAUACAGCAUAUUUAAUAGUUUUUUGUUUUUUUUACAAACUUUUUAGCAAUGUUAACGCACCAUGCGAUUUUAGUGUGAUAUUCAAUGUGGGUUUAACUUUUUGUUUAAAAUCACACCUUUGUGUUUGUUCAAAACCUUGGUUCGAUUAUAAGGUUUUAUGUCUUUUGUUGAACAUCAGAACAUUUGUGUAACAAAUGUGUAAUAAUCUGGUUUAUGAUGACAGUCUCUUUAAGUCUGCUUGUGAAAUAAACUGUGAUUUAAUGUUUUUAAUUGUUUUUUUAUGACUGUUUUAGUCCUAAGUGUGGGUCAUGAUUGAAUCUUUAUUGUAUGUCAGUGUAACAAUGGGCACCUAAAUAUGAUUCCUAAAAAUAAAGGUUAAAUUUCAAGAUUGAA